Messenger RNA from Spodoptera exigua (beet armyworm), 2919 nucleotides. NCBI's taxonomy places the organism in Eukaryota, Metazoa, Arthropoda, Insecta, Lepidoptera, Noctuidae. The record is from the annotation of a GenBank genome assembly.
CACACAUUAUUAAUAUUAGAUUGUAAAAACAAAAUAGCAAAGCAUAGAUAACAGUUUGGCCCAUCUCACUUACAGCAUUCGAGACUUUUCUCUCUGGAUGUUAUUAAUAUUGUUUCUAGAAUGUUGUUAGAUACUAACUUUAUAACCUGUAUACCUGAUUUCGAUGCCUAUGCAAGCUUAGCAGGGCUGAGAACCAUUGUUGGUAUUGCUGGUACCUAACUGCUGUUACGACCCUCGGCAGCAUGACUCCAAUUCUAUGCUUGUUUAUUUUCAAAGUAUAUGCAUUAGUAACUUACUUUUUAUUUUCUCUUUAAUUUGUUCUUUACGCAUUAGACUACAUUUUACUCUUAUGUUGGUUUUGUUUCAUGUUUUGUUAUGUUGAAACAGACUACAUGAUUGCGGGGCCCCCCAUGAGUUUCGGUAUGAUGAAAGGCGGUAUGAAUGCACCGCCGCCGCACCAUAACCAAUACCAGUACCACCACCCGCAAUACCAAGGUGGUCCCUCGCUGGGCCACCCGGGGGGGUACGGCGGCUGGCCACACAGUCCACAGCAACAGCGUUUCGGUGCAGAGGGCGCGAGGCGCGCCGCCGGGGCCGCGGUCGGUGGCACCGCCGCCCAGGCCGCCAAGGACGAUAAGACCAGUCCGUUUGUAUCCACGGUACAUUCACAUCCUGGAUUUCAGCCGCAGAAGAUCGGCAAGGGUGCCGGCGCGGGUGCCGGUCUGCCAAAACCCCCAAAGCCACCAGAAAAGCCCUUAAUGCCCUACAUGAGGUACUCCCGCCGUGUAUGGGAUACCGUAAAAGCGGCUCAUCCCGAUCUAAAACUAUGGGAGAUAGGCAGAAUUAUAGGGGGCAUGUGGCGAGACCUACCUGAGACAGAAAAGGCUGGAUAUGUUGAUGAGUAUGAAGCCGAGAAGGCGCAGUACACAGAAAUGUUGAAAGCUUACCAAUCCUCGCCCGCCUACUUACAGUGGCUGGCUCACAAGUCUAGAGUAGGUAACCUCGAGGAGGAGACCUCUAGCAAGAAGGGCAGCUCACAGAAGGAACAACAGCAGCAGGACAGAAGAAUUGAUAUACAGCCUGCUGAGGAUGAGGAGGACCAAGACGAAGGCCUCUCAGUGAAACACGUGGCGUACGCCCGGUAUCUGCGCAACCAUCGCCUGAUCAACGAGAUAUUCUCCGACACUGUCGUGCCGGACGUACGAUCCGUCGUCACCACGGCAAGGAUGCAGAUCUUGAAGAAGCAAGUGCAGUCUCUAACGAUGCACCAGAAGAAGCUGGAAGAUGAACUGCAGCAGAUAGAAGAGAAAUUCGAAGCUAAGAAGCGCAAGUUUAUUGAGAGCAGUGAAGCCUUCCAGGAGGAACUUAAAAAGCACUGCAAACCGGCAGUUGACGAGGAGACGUUCUCCCGUAUGGUGGAGCGAGCUAUGGAGCAGAUGCGGCGUGGUAUUACCUCCACUCAACCACUUGUUCCACUAAAUUCUGUGCCUCAAGAAAGAAAGGAUGAACCAAUGGAUCAAGACCAGCCCCAAGUGAAGCCAGAAACGAACGGCCCCAACCUCCCCACCCAAGUGGAUAAGGUGUCCACUACCGAAGUGAAACCAGAUAGUGUCACAACUGAACUGAAGAACGAGCCAGAAGCUAAGGAGAAGGAACCAGAAGAACCAGCUACUAACGGCGGACCUGAGAGUGAAGGUGAACGCAAAGAAGAGAAACCUGCACCUAAGUUGGAUAAUAAAGAAGUAGCUCCUCCCGUCGGCCCCGUAAUCCCUGGCGCCCCUGGUGCUCCCGUAGCUCCUGGAGGUCCUGUCGCUCCUGGAGGCCCUGGAGCCCCUGGAGCUCCUGGAGUCCCUGGGGCCCCUGGAGCCCCCGGAGGCCCUGGAGCCCCUGCGACCCCUGGCACCCCGGGAGCACCCGGCGCUCCGCCCGCCCAGCAACCCGCGCACCCACCGCACAUGACAUCCCCGCCGCAUCACCCUAUGAUGAUGCCGCCAAACCCUAACGCGCCCGCCCAUCCUGGCCCACCACCUCAUGGCGGACCACCACCACCUCCAGGAGCUUAUGGCGGUGCAUACGGCGGCCGUUACUACGGAGGUUACGCAGGAGCGUUCGGCGGGGCGUACGGGCACGGCGCGUACUACGCGGGCGGCGCGGGGCACGGCACGCACCCCGCGCCCGACCACUACGCGCCGCACCACGCCAUGCACCACCACGCACAGACACACCACGCACACGACGCCAAACAGGAAGAACCACAACCAAAAAAAGAAGGUGAAUGAUCGUCACCAAAACGCGUCGUCAAGAGACGGCGCAAGUCCUCGCCGAAGGACACGCAGUGAAUCGCUCUCGUGUAACGAGACGUCACUGCUUAGAACAACAUUCUAUGGACUCAAAAUGAACCUACAGAUAAUUGACUGUUAUCCAAGUGUAAUGUGUAUUUUAAAGGGUUUAUUUUCCAUACUUUAAGUGCAUAAUCAAGCAAAAUUCACCCUUACGACUUAGGUCACUUGACAUGGUAUAAUAGUUUUCCAAAUAGCCUAAAAUUUACUGUCGCCCAACUUAAAAUAGUUAUAAAAGCAAGGUUCAAAUGAAAUUGAACCUUACUAACUUAAAUUUGCAAACCUAUAUAGAAAAACUUGGUUAAAACUAGUAGAAUCUUGUACUACAUACUUUGUAAUAGUUUACUUAUUUAAAGUUGUAAGUUUUAAGACAUGAAUAAUUGUUAAAGGCAGAUGUUUUAUAUGCAGUUAGGUAUGUAUAUUUGUAAUAACUAGGUACUAUUAUUACGCGCUAUAAGGCAAUGGGUAGGUUAUCCAGUGAUCCAGAAUAGUUAGGCAGUGCUGAAACUUCUGAUAUUUUGAGAAUGCUCAGCGCUGACUCCAAUAUAUAAACAUGGGAAUGAUGUCAGCUUAUAAUUUC